Molecule: messenger RNA, 630 nt
Organism: Adineta steineri
Lineage: Eukaryota; Metazoa; Rotifera; Eurotatoria; Adinetida; Adinetidae
Source: the annotation of a GenBank genome assembly
AUGACAACGAUAGAAACAGUAAUACCUUUCGAAGAAAAGACUGCUCUUGAUAAUGAACCAUUGACAGCAACAACUGAAUCUACUAUCUGUACUAAACUUGAAAGCUCAUCUAUAUUCUUAUUUGUUUGUAUACUAUAUGGACUUAUUAUGACAUUUUCACAAUUAUUUAUUGGUUGGAAAUAUGUUUCUCAAUGUCCAAUUAAUCCUAAUAUUCCUAAAUAUCUAUUUGUUAAUGGUAUUAUUGGUAUUUCUUCUGGUAUUUUCGUUCGAUAUCGAACUUAUCUAUUAGCAAAAACAAGCAAAUCAUCUAAAGCAACAAACAAUCGUAAAACUGGAGUUAGUUUAGCGACUGCUAUGAAUAAUCCAUUGCUUUUUAUUAUUAAUAUUGCUCAUUAUUGUUGGAUUAUUUUUCUAUUUAUUUGGUUUACAUAUGGAUGUAAAUGGAUAUUUGGUAUUUGGAGUGAAGUUAAAUAUGAUCCUCCAAAUCAUCCACAAUUUUGUUUAUCAUUAGUAUAUCGAUUGGCUUAUAUUCCUAUACUUAUGUCAAUUGUAAUUUUAUUUCUAUGCUGUUGCUGCCUUAUUUGUAUAGCAUCAGUUAGAAUGUUUCGCAUACCGACAGAAGGUGUUUAA